CCCUGCGGGACAACAGGAUCCAGCUGGAGAGGUCCACCCCCAACGAGCUGACCAUCAGCAUCAGGGACGUGGUGCUGGCAGACGAGGGCGAGUACACCUGCUCCAUCUUCACCAUGCCAGUGCGCACUGCCAAGGCCCUGGUCACCGUGCUGGGAGUCCCCCAGAAGCCUCAAAUCUUCGGCCACGAGCAGCCCAUCGACGAGGAGAAGAUGGCCAGGCUGACCUGCAGGUCCUCUGGCAGCAAGCCUGCAGCACAGCUCCGCUGGAGGAAGGGCAACAAGGAGCUGAAGGAUGAGGGCACUCAGGUGGAGGAGGAUGCCAACGGGAAGACCUUCACGGUGAGCAGCAGGGUGGAGUUCCGAGUGACCAAGGAGGACAACGAGGCUGAGGUCACCUGCACCGUGGACCACGAGUCCCUGCAGAACGCAGAGAGGUCGACCACACAGAGGCUGCAGGUCCACUACAAGCCGACGGCGAAGAUCGAACCUCACCCCCAGUACCCGCGGGAGGGAGAGAAGCUGCAGCUGCAGUGCGAUGGGCAGGGGAACCCCAUCCCCCAGGAGUUCCUGUGGGAGAAGGAGGGCAGCGAUGCCCCCCUGCAGCUCAGCUCGGAGAGUGUCCUCAUCUUCCCCUUCCUCAACAAGAGUGACAGUGGCACCUACGUCUGCACUGCCACCAGCUCCAUGGGCAGCGUCGUGGCCAAGUACAACCUGGAUGUCAGCGAUCUUUCCCAGCUCCCCACCCCACACCUUCACUCCACUCCAGCCCCUCCGCCAGGCCCUUCCCAGCUCACCUCCCAUGCAUCCAUGGCCUCUGCUCCAUCCUUCACUCCAGCUCCCAGCCCAGAUGCCAGCCCGGUGCCCUCCACGUCCAGCACCUACCACGCGGUGAUCGGCGGCGUGGUGGCCGUCAUCGUCUUCCUCCUGCUCAGCCUCCUCAUCGUCCUGGGGCACUACCUGAUCAGGCACAAAGGUUUGUGCAUAAGCCACGGGCAGACGAUCACCUCCAGACACCGGCAGCCCCCCGCAGAGGUGAUGUGUACCUACCUGACCCACGAGGCCAAGGGCUCUGACGACGCGCCGGAUGCCGACACAGCCAUCAUCAACGCGGAGGGAGGCCAGGCCGGCGGCGACGACAAGAAGGAAUAUUUCAUCUAG
Indicator indicator is the source of this 1157-nucleotide messenger RNA. RefSeq names its product cell adhesion molecule 3 (gene CADM3). Bases 114 to 1157 code for a protein of 347 amino acids. NCBI's taxonomy places the organism in Eukaryota, Metazoa, Chordata, Aves, Piciformes, Indicatoridae. The record is from RefSeq and is a predicted model, not a curated record. The transcript is spliced from 9 exons. Gene Ontology annotation, biological process: homophilic cell-cell adhesion. Gene Ontology annotation, cellular component: presynaptic membrane.